Molecule: messenger RNA, 937 nt
Organism: Diuraphis noxia (Russian wheat aphid)
Lineage: Eukaryota; Metazoa; Arthropoda; Insecta; Hemiptera; Aphididae
Gene: CPT2
Product: Carnitine palmitoyltransferase 2
Biological process (GO): fatty acid beta-oxidation
Cellular component (GO): mitochondrion
Molecular function (GO): carnitine O-palmitoyltransferase activity
Source: RefSeq, a predicted model, not a curated record
GAAAUAUAUUAAACCCUCAGUUAUUAUUAUCCAAAAUUCAAUACAUUUUGAAUGAAGACAUAGCUCCAUCUAAUCAUCCAAUCGGCGUUUUAACAACCACUGAACGUAAUAAUUGGGCUGAUUUAAGAAAUCAUCUUAUCAAAUUAGGAAAUGAAGAGUCAUUGCGUAUAAUAGAUGAUAGUAUUCUUAUGAUUGCUCUUGAUGAUGAAAAACCUGGUUCUGAUCCAAUAUCAUGUGUUAAGCAAUAUCUACAUUCUGAUGGGAUCAACAGGUGGUUUGACAAGUCAUUCACAUUAAUAGUAUGUGCUGAUGGAACAUCAGGAUUAAAUUUUGAGCAUUCGUGGGGUGAUGGAGUUGCUGUGUUGAGAUAUUUUCAAGAUAUUUCUAAGGAUUCUACUAACUUUCCAAAAUGUCAUCCUGAAAAUUUAAAUCAAGUAUUGACAUCAGUAGAUGCAUUCGAUGUGAAGAAAUUAGUUAAACUAUAUAAGAAACAUGUUGGUACUUAUGAAUCAUGCAGUACAGCAGCAUUCAAACAUGGAAGAACAGAAACUGUAAGACCGUGUACAAUGAAGACCGCUGAUUUUUGCUAUGCUGUAUCAAGUAAUAAUAAACCCUCUAACAAUGAUCUAGUGAACAUGAUAAAGCAAUGUUCAGUUGAACAUAGUAAACUUGUAAAGGAAGCUGCAAUGGGACAAGGGUUUGAUCGUCAUUUAUUCGCUCUACGAUUAUUAGCUAAAGAAAGCAAUUUAAAAAUUCCAGACUUGUUCACCGAUCCCGCUUAUGGUCUUAUUAAUCAUAAUAUUCUAUCUACUUCUAGUUUAACUUCAGAUUAUGUAUGGUUGGGAGGGUUUGGUCCUGUUAUAAAAGAUGGUUAUGGAAUUGGGUAAGUGUAAAAAAAAUUAAAAAAAAUUUCUUCRUGAUGAUUUUUUUUGAAUAA